This is a messenger RNA of Anolis carolinensis (green anole), 3064 nucleotides long. It is a transcript of the gene tmem9, whose product is annotated as transmembrane protein 9. The transcript has 6 exons. The record is from RefSeq and is a predicted model, not a curated record. NCBI's taxonomy places the organism in Eukaryota, Metazoa, Chordata, Lepidosauria, Squamata, Anolidae. Gene Ontology annotation, cellular component: lysosomal membrane. Bases 193 to 741 code for a protein of 182 amino acids.
AUUGGUUGCAAGCAGCGUCUGUCUUGGUGAUGUCGACUAAAAAUACCCGUGAAGAUUAGUGUGGACUGCUGUUGUCUCGAGGAGCCGGGGGUUGGCGUGGGCUUUGCGUUUUGCUGCAUUUUGAAGAAGCCCCUUCCUUAUUCGGGGAGCAAACGGGUUUCUGUGAUGCACAUGAAGCACGCCUGAAAAACCAUGAAAUACUUGUCCCUUGCAGCCUUUGCUUGGUGUGUCUUCUUACCACCAUCUGAAUCUAGCAAGGUCUUUGAGGACAUCCGCUGCAAGUGUAUCUGUCCCCCAUAUAGGAAUAUCAGUGGACAGAUUUACAAAAACAAUGUAACACAGAAAGACUGCAACUGCCUGCAUGUGGUGGAACCUAUGCCAGUGCCAGGACAUGAUGUGGAGGCUUACUGCCUGCUGUGUGAGUGCAAGUAUGAGGAGCGAAGCACUACUACCAUCAAGAUUAUCAUCAUCAUUUACCUCUCAGUGAUUGGAGCCCUCUUGCUCUACAUGGUCUUUCUCAUGGUGGUUGACCCUCUCAUCCGCAAGCCUAGCGCUUACACCCAACCCCUGCACAAUGAAGAAGAGACUGAGGACACCCAUUCAUUGGCACCUGUCCGUCCUGCAGCCAGCAACAGGGCAAACACAGUGUUGGAGAGAGUUGAAGGGGCCCAGGAGAGAUGGAAACGUCAGGUGCAGGAACAGCGGAAGACUGUGUUUGAUCGGCACAAGAUGCUGAGCUAGACCUCACUGGGAAUUUUCAGGAGUCGAGCACCAGCUGCUGGUUAGCUAGGCAGAGGGUUUCUCUUACCCAAUACAAAACCCAACACCUGUAGUCUAAGUAUUUUGCAUCCUUCCUUCCUUUCUUGUUUGGCUUAUCCGUGCCUCCCCAAUUCCAGGGAACAUGUGACAUUGGAGCAAGUUACUGGCUGUGAUUUCCAAACAUUUUGAAAUUCUAACACCGGAACAUUCCUCUCCCCAAACAUCUCCUGUAUUCACUAUGUUGGUGUGGGUCUUACUGCUUGAUUAAUUUGUGAUCUGUGAAAGUUGGAAAGAUCAAGCUGCAGUGUACCUGCUUAUAUCCAACAAUUUUAAAUAGCAGCAAAAUUUGCUUAGUCCUAUAAUCUAGUUCAACAAUGAAAACAGGACCAUCUAGGGUUUUGUUCAUUUUGUUGUAGCUUUAUAGCUGUCGAUUUUCUCUGAGAUGGAGAUACAUUCGUAAUGGAACUGGAAUUGCAAUUAGAAUCUCUGUUGGAUCUCUUAGCAUUAAACAUACUGUGUGAACUUCACUUCUGUAACAGUGUAAAAGACUUACAAAGAAGUGGUCUAGUUUCACAUAGGGAGGUCUAAUUUGGAAAUUUUGGAUUGAUCAGUCUCAUGAACCCAGAUAAGUAAUUCCUUAAGGGGUUUCUUUCAGGUUAGCUGUAACCAUGCACCAAAGAAGGGCAAAAAAGCAAGCUAGCUGGUUCAGGUGCAAUGCUACACUGUGGCUUAGCAUGAUAUGAUUUGCUGUUGGACAGCUGCUUGCAUGAACACUCUAAGCAAGGAGAAUUGCCAUUCUGCAUGGGGAAUUUUGGUUCUGUAUGUAACAACUACUCUCUGGAUUGUACUGUAAAAGGUCUCUUUUUUAAUAAGAGGAAAAUAAUUACAGAUUUAUGUUUUUAAUAUUUCUCUUAAGAUGCCAGUUCAAAACUGCAUAUUUUUUCACAACGAUAAACAGGUCUGCAGUAACUACCAGCAUAUUAUUUAUAGCCAUAAAAUAAGAGUUGGAAGGUUUCACAAGGACCCACCAGCACUCUUCCAGGCAAAAAUACUUUGCUAAAGCACCCAUAAAAGAUACCCAUCCAACAUCAGUUUAAAGACCUCCAGAGAUGGAGAUUCUACCACACUCCAAAGCAGUCCAGUCCACUGUCAAGCAGCUCUUUGAGUAAAAAAAAAGUGUUUUCUAAUGUUUAUGUGGGAUCUAUAAAAUUUAAGUAGAAUAUCUUCCUUCAAGUAGAAUCAUAGAGUUGGAAGAGACCUCGUGGGCCACCCAGUCCAACCCCCAGCCAAGAAGCAGGAAAAUUGCCUUCCAGCCUCUGUUUAAAAGCCUCCAAAGAAGGAGCCUCCACCUUCUUUGUUGAUAGCCAAGCUAUUUUACUGGGUAGCCAUCUGUCUCAUUUGACUGGGCAACAAACUGUGGCAAUGUCGGAUGGGCAGGAGCUUGGGAGCUGUUCAAAAAAUAACGUUGCCUUUUUCUGACUUCAUAUCACAUUACAUUAUUAGGAUUCAGUGCUCAUUGAAACAUCCGGGGGGAAUGAUAUUCCCCAUCCACAUGUUUCCUUUCCUCAAACCAAAUGUGAUUUACCCAGAUACUUUGUGCCACUAGUGGAAGUAGGAUUGCCAGGCUGGAUAAAAGUCUUGCAACUUUAAUGCUGAACAGACUGAGAAGCAGAACAAUUUACCACAAUAUUCUGCCAAAAUAGCAAAAUAUAGCAAAUUUCCCCUGCUCAGAUUUUCAAUGGCAAUGGUUCUCGCCCUACACAAUUCUUGUCUGCCUGGUGCAGAUUGGAGGAGAGGGAUUGCAAAACUACAGCGAAUAAGAAUAGAACUGGGGUUUCUCUCUCUCUCUCUCUCUCUCUCUCUCUCUCUCUCUCUCUCUCUCUCUCUCUCUCUCCCCCCCCCCCCCCAAUUUCCACCAAAGAACCAAGAGCAGUGUUGAGAGAUAACACCUGAAGAUGAAAGUUCAAACCUGAAAGAUAAGGGAAGGGAGGUAUCUUUGUCCAUUUGGAUAGAAUAUUUACUUCACUCUGCUUCUCAGACUAUUAAGGAUUUAAGUUACAAAACCUUCAUCCUGUCACAAACUGGCAGCCAUAGAUGAAGGAAAAGAGCACUUGUGAGAUGUAAUCUAGAUCAAAAAGACAACCGAAAAAAGAUCUUCAAGAAUGGCCUGUAUUCCUUCUGCAUGAGAAAUAUUUAUGUAUUAAAUGAUCUCUUUUUUAUUUUCUUAAAGGGAUCUCUGGCAGAUUAGGCCAGUCCUUGUUACUAUGCAGUAUCUUUUAAUUAAACCAUGAAACUGGUGUGUUAA